Messenger RNA from Psylliodes chrysocephalus, 2081 nucleotides. NCBI's taxonomy places the organism in Eukaryota, Metazoa, Arthropoda, Insecta, Coleoptera, Chrysomelidae. The record is from the annotation of a GenBank genome assembly.
CAUUUUUUGAUUUUUGAUCAAAUUUUUUUGAUUUUAUGUUAACAUUUGAUUAAUAAAAUAUUCACGCACAAUGCAUAAUCGGUUUAAUUUCAAGUUUUUAAAAAAUGAAGAAGUGGAGGUUAUGCAAUUAUUGUCAACUGUCAUUUUAUAUAAAAAAAAAUUGAACAUCGAGUACAAGAUUUUUCUUUUUUUUAAAAUGUGGUUCGAAAUUUUGCCCAGUUUUGGUAUCAUUUGUGUUGUAAUGGCAGUUCCUCAUGCUUCUGCCUAUUUAAUUAACAAUUUAUUAGUUGGAAAUAUGUACCGAAGAACUUUACUCGAAAAAGAUAAUAGACGACAAUAUUUAAGGGAUAGGAGGUUGACUGGAAAUCCUUACAAAGUUCAAGGAUUAGAAGCUAUUCCCGAUGAAUAAAAUGUAUAGACAGCUGGAGGUUCAAGAGGAAUGUAGUGGAAUAAUUAUUAUAUUUGUAAAUUAUAUUAGAAUAUACACUUUUAUUAUUUAGAUAUUUACAUACACCCCCAAAUUUACAGGACCUGAAAAUAUGUCAAAACAUUACAAUUUGUAGUGAAACAGUUGUCAUUAGAUCUAGCCAAUAAAAAGAAAAUUUAAAGAAAAACACUAUUUUUUUGGUACCUAGGUUUCUUUGAAUUUGCUGGUGUUUGUAGUUUGUAUUUAUUUAGUUCAUUGAGAUAGAAUAAAGAGGAGAUAAAAUGAUAUAAAAACAUUUCAAUCCCUCAAUCUUCAAACAUAAAAUUAUUGACUUUAAAUAAAUCAAAGACUAGUUGCCAUUUUGAUUACACUUUUCAUUCAGUAGGAUAUUGCUAAGUCCACCCAUCUGUCAUAUCGCAAAAUAGUGUUCAUGUCAUCUCUACUUAAUUUUAUCUUGAUUUAUUUGUUAAAAGUUUACCUUAAUCUUAAAUGGAAAACAUAAAAAAAAUGAUGCAUACUAGUAGGAAAUUAGCAUUUCUCUAAAAUCGAAAUUGUCCUUUGUAAAUAAUAUGCUGCUACCCAUUUUAAUUAUUUUUUAUAAAAUUAAAAUGAGAACUCUCUUCUAGAUAAUUUUAUUUAAUAUUUGAUAUUUGACAUUUCAUGUCAACACAUUAUUUUAUUAAAAUAAUUUGGGAAUGAGUAGUACUUUGUGUUAUCAGAUAUGAUAUGGAAAUGAUUGCUUUGUAGUAUCAGAAUUAUCAUUUCUUAAUUAACCAUAGUUUAAAUAGUUUAGUUUUGCACAUAUUAUUCCUAUAGAAAAAGGCUUUACCACGACAGCCCAUAAAGGUUAAAUGUGAAUUUUACUGUAGGUGAGUUAUCCUAUUUAGAAAUUAGACAAACCAAUAUAUUAGCUGGAAAAUGAUAAAUUUUUGUCGAGAACAAAAUAAGUUUACUAGAGAUGAGCUAUGAGCCUAGCAGUGAAUUUUGGUUUGCCAGUCUACUGGUGACUAAUUUUAAAAUAUGGGUUUCUUAGUAGUUACUAGUGAUUUUAAUAAUAAACAAUUUUUUUGUUCUCCAGAGCAGCUGGCAAUGCAUUCUCUAUUGUUGAUAUAAUCAGUAGUAAUACUAUAAGUACUUCAAAAUAAUCAGGUUAUACAUCGAUAACUUGUUGUAUAAUUAUAAAGAGUGUCAAACUGACACGAUUUGUAAUUAUGCAGGAAGUUUGAGAUGUAUAACCGUAUUUAUUUUGAAGUACGUAUUGUAUUUGAUACGAUUAUUUUUUGAGUAAAUUAAGUAUAAUAAUAAUAAUAUCGUUUAUUCAGAAUUAACAAAAAAGUCUUACAUUUAACGAAGUAUUUCAUAAUAAAGAAUGAAUAAUUUAUAAAAUGACAAAAAAGAAAACAAAGUAAAUCUGAACAAACAGUUUAAACCCAGAAUUGUUUAUUUACUGGAGCCAAGAAGGCUGUGCGUAAAUAAAGUUUUUCACAUGGUUAAAAAUGUUUAAUAGAUAUGGUAUUAUGAUAACACUAAUAGAUUGGGUUUUAUGGUUAAUUAACAAUUAUAAUAACAAUUACCAUAACAAUUACUUGUAUAAAUAACAAUAAAAUAAAUGUAUAAACAGAGCGGCACAUAAAUGUAGGAGUAAUAAUUAAAU